Cavia porcellus (domestic guinea pig) is the source of this 1273-nucleotide messenger RNA. Its product is annotated as taste receptor type 2 member 39. The transcript has 2 exons. Gene Ontology annotation, cellular component: membrane. Gene Ontology annotation, biological process: detection of chemical stimulus involved in sensory perception of bitter taste; G protein-coupled receptor signaling pathway; sensory perception of taste. NCBI's taxonomy places the organism in Eukaryota, Metazoa, Chordata, Mammalia, Rodentia, Caviidae. Gene Ontology annotation, molecular function: G protein-coupled receptor activity; bitter taste receptor activity. Bases 1 to 1053 code for a protein of 350 amino acids. The record is from RefSeq and is a predicted model, not a curated record.
AUGAAAGAUGAUGGCCAAAGCCAGAGCACUGAAGUUUCCAAAAACAAAGUCCUCAUUGGAUUGGAAAGACAUUUUCCUUCAGAAUCCAGGGAGGAGCAUCAACUCAGGAUGGCUAAACCCAGCAAUUUUUCAGAACAUGAAAUUCCAUCAUCUGUCAUCAUCUUAAUUUUUACAAUCAUAGGCAUUGAAAGCUUCAUUGGGAUCAUCGUAAACAGUUUCAUCGUGGCUGUAAAUGUGACCAUAUGGAUUCAGAAAAAGGCUGUUUCCAACAGUGGGAAGAUCCUGCUUUUCCUGAGUGCUUCCAGAAUAGCUCUCCAAAGCCUCAUGAUGGUAGAAAUUAUCUCAAUCUAUACAUUUCCAAUUACUUUUUUCAAAAGUAUCAUCUUUCGUAUGUACAAAGUAUGUUUCACAUUCUUAAGUUGUUGUGGCCUCUGGUUUGCUGCCGUGCUCAGUUUCUUUUACUUUGUGAAGAUUGCCAACUUCUCCUACCCCCUUUUCCUAAAGCUGAAGUGGAGAAUUUCUGGAUUGAUUCCUUGGCUCCUGUGGCUUUCCGUACUUAUUUCUUUCAGCUCCAGCAUGUCCUUCCACAGGAACAUUUGCAUUGUGAGUUACAACAGUUCUACUUCCCACCACCCCAACCACACAGAGACCUUUGUGGCCAAGCCGGCUGUUUUCUUUAACCUGGGGGUUUUCAUUCCACUGAUUAUUUUCAUCAUGACAGCCACUCUGCUGAUCAUUUCUCUCAAGAGGCACACCCUGCUGAUUAAAAGCAGUACCACUGGCUCCAGGGACUUCAGUAUAAAGGCUCACAUGGGGGCCAUCAAAGCAAUCAGUUACUUUCUCAUCCUCUACAUUUUCAAUGCAGCUGCCCUGUUUCUCUUUCUGUCCUUUUCUAACCGCUUUUUCUGGACUGUUUUGCUCAAAAUCAUCAUAUCUACUUAUCCAGCAGCCCACUCAAUUCUACUGAUUCAGGACAACCCUGGGUUAAGAAGAGCUUGGAAGCAGAUUCAACCUCAAAUUCACCUUUGUCCAAAAGAGUGGAUUGUGAGAUGAGCACCUAAGGAGAUGAGACAACAAGCCCUGCCCUUCCAUCAAGUAGACUUCUGUCUUUCUUCCUCAUUUCUCCCUCAAAUCUAAUCCAAUACUUUUACUUGCUGUGAGUUUUUGUAUAGGAGGUUGAUCUUCAUUUUUGUUUUACUUCAUAGGCACAAUCCUACUAAUGCUUCAUGUAUUUUUUGCCUGAGUUUACUAUGUCCACCUACUGUCUUGCUAU